Etheostoma spectabile (orangethroat darter) is the source of this 1207-nucleotide messenger RNA. RefSeq lists its product as uncharacterized. Lineage: Eukaryota; Metazoa; Chordata; Actinopteri; Perciformes; Percidae. The record is from RefSeq and is a predicted model, not a curated record.
UUCUGAUGCUUCAGUGAUAAUGUACAAUGGAAAUGGUCCUGAAGAUGAAGAAACUCAUUGAAUGAGAAGCCUGCAGGUUUCCCUCUGAAGAAUGGACGUCAACAACACCUCACACAACAACACCAACAUGUCACUCAGCAACACCAACAUGUCACUCAGCAACACCAACAUGUCACUCAGCAACACCAACAUGUCACUCAGCAACACCAACAUGUCACUCAGCAACACGUCACUCAACAACACCAACAUGUCACUCAGCAACACCAACAUGUCACUCAGCAACACGUCACUCAACAACACCAACAUGUCACUCAACAACACCAACAUGUCACUCAACAACACCUCACACAACAACACCAACACGUCACUCAACAACACCAACAUGUCACUCAACAACACCUCACACAACAACACCAACACGUCACUCAGCAACACCAACAUGUCACUCAGCAACACCAACAUGUCACUCAAUAACACCAACAUGUCACUCAGCAACACCAACAUGUCACUCAACAACACGUCACACAACAACACCAACAUGUCACUCAGCAACACCAACAUGUCACUCAGCAACACCAACAUGUCACACAACAACACCAACAUGUCACUCAGCAACACCAACAUGUCACUCAACAACACCAACAUGUCACUCAACAACACCUCACACAACAACACCAACAUGUCACUCAAUAACACCAACAUGUCACUUAACAACACCUCACACAACAACACCAACAUCAGCAACAUCAGCAGCAACAUCCGCAGCAACAUCAGCGACAUCAGCAGCAACAGCAGCAACAUCAGCAGCAACAUCCGCAGCAACAUCCGCAGCAACAUCAGCAACAUCAGCAGCAACAUCAGCAGCAACAUCAGCAGCAACAUCAACAGCAACAUCAGCAACUACAUCAGCAACAUCAGCAGCAACAUCAGCAGCUCCUUUGCGUUAAGCGGCGUCCCCUCCGGCUCCGAUCAUCUCCCUAACAGCUCCAUCAGCUUCCUUCAUAGCUUCCCAUCCAAUAAUGUAACGGUCGGCCUCCUCGGGUACCUCGAUGACACGGAGGCUGGACUCAUCCCCGACGUGGCGACGUGCAUCAUCAUCAUCAUCAGCCUUCCUCUCAUCCUCAUCGCCAUCUACUCCCUCUACUCGCUGGGUCUUCAUCUGGAUUGCUCUUCUCGUCCUGGGAGAGUUCAGACUCCCUGGGACUAG